AUGUACAAAGAAAUAGAAAAUCAUACUACUCUGGAGUUGAGGAAUGGGUAUAAAGUACUAACAUCACUCAAUGAGCAAGAUGAUACUGAGGAAAUGGCUGAUAAUAUUCAGCAAGAAUCAAAUAUAGAGAAGCAGACACCAAUUCAAGAUCAAGUAGAUGAAGCAUUGGAUAAGUUGGAGGAAGUGUCAGCUGAUGAUACUCAGGUGAUAUCUGUGGUGUGUCAUGUUGGCACCAAUGAUUCAGGCAAUCAUAAUUGUGAAUACAUCAUUUCACAAACCAAGAAAAUAGUCAGCACUGGAAAAAGAAGAUUUCCCAAAGCAAAAAUAGGAAUAUCAGCAAUUCUACCAAGAGGAGGAAAUGUUGGUAUCAAUAAUGAUAUCAAGCACAUAAAUGAUGAAGUGAAAAACUACUGUCACAAACAAGACUGUGUAUUNNUAGCCCAUCAUAAACUAUCACUCAGCAAACAUUUAUUUGCUGAUGAUGGGAUUCAUAUCAAUACUGAUGGUGUCAAACUAUUAGUAGCAGAUAUGAAAAGGUCGAUGAGGGGAAAGGAUACCAAAAACAGAUCACACUAUCAACACAGAGACAGACAUCCAGCAAGUCAGCCAGUCAGUCAGCUAAUCUACAGAUGUAACAACAGACACCAUUAUGUAAGAAACGAAAAUACCACAAGAAAAUAUCAACCUGCAAACAGACAGCGAGAGGAACCAGCAGCCGCCAGUGUAUAA
Messenger RNA from Saccoglossus kowalevskii, 729 nucleotides. RefSeq lists its product as uncharacterized. NCBI's taxonomy places the organism in Eukaryota, Metazoa, Hemichordata, Enteropneusta, Harrimaniidae. The record is from RefSeq and is a predicted model, not a curated record.